This is a messenger RNA of Klebsormidium nitens, 2056 nucleotides long. NCBI's taxonomy places the organism in Eukaryota, Viridiplantae, Streptophyta, Klebsormidiophyceae, Klebsormidiales, Klebsormidiaceae. The record is from the annotation of a GenBank genome assembly.
GUCACUGUCAGUGUAGGUACACUUGUGCAGCAAUGCGUGCCGGAUGUCUGGAGCAGAUGGUCUUUUGAAAGCAGCUUUCAAAGCUUGUCCAGUGCAUGCUUUUGUUGGGAGAGACGUUUCCAGGCUUGAGGCAGAGAAUUGACGCAGGUGGAAUGGAGGAACCCACUCAGAGUCAUUCGCGCGAGGUCGAUGGGAUUAAACAGCUGGCCAAGGCCGCUUCUCUGAGGCUGAGGCCGCUGAAGACCGGCGAGAAUCGUACAGAGCCUGGCCCUGCAGUGAAGUUUACGCCUGCUGAUGACGAGCCUACGAGCCCUGUGACGCCUGUCGGGCAAGCCUUCUCGCAGCCGGACAUGAAUGUUGUGAUUCUGUGCGUUGUGGGACUGGCGGAGAAACCGGGGUUGCAGCACAUGCAGGAGUUUUUGCGGGGGACGCUGGUGAAGCACAGGCGCUUCCACAGUAUCAUGAAGCCGGGCGGCCGCUUCCGCGCCCCCGAGUGGUGCCCCGUGGAAGUGGACCUCUCUCGCCACGUCUUCGAAGCCCCCUCGGAGGUCGGCCUCGCUGACCCCUCCGUCGACCCCGCAGAGCACUACACCGCAAAGCUGGCCACGACGCACCCCCUCGACCCCCGCUACCCUCUUUGGCAAGCGCACCUGCUAACGCACCCCCCCGGAGCGCGCCGUCCCGCCAGCCUAGUUCUCAGGAUCCACCAUAGCCUGGGCGACGGCACAUCACUUAUCGCGCUCCUGAUUGCCGCCACACGCCAGUCCGGGGAUGCGCGGGCGCUCCCCUCGAUCCCGGGGGCCAACCCCCGGCCCGCUGCGCAGAAGAGCGACGCCCCCCUCGUGAUGAGACUGCUCCGGGCACUGCUGAGGUUUCUAAUUAUCUUCUGGAACUCGCUUGUGCUCAUCUGGCGGUUCGUGGCGAUGACGGCCGUAGUGCGCGACUCGGAGACCCCCGUGAAAGCGAGAGACGGGAUGCAGCACUGCGAGAAGGUGCUCGCGAGCAGUUGCGAAGUGGCGUUGGCGGACGUGAAGGCGGUGGCGCGGGCUGUGGGGGGGGGCGCAACCGCAAAUGAUGUGUUGGUGGCGUGCCUAGGGGGGGGGCUCAACAGGUAUUUCAAGGCGCGAGAGACCAACGACGACCCGGCUGACGUCACCGCUGACGUCGACGGCCUCGCCGCCCGCGCACAGGCCCUCUCCGACCGCCUCGCCUCGCGCCUUCCCUCGGAAGCCCUUCCCACCGAUUCGGGGGAGCCUGACGGAGAGCUUCCGAGCAGCAGUUACAGCCCCUCGAAACAGGGGGACGAAAAGCCCGCCGAGGAGGGGGGGGGAGAGACGCGAAAACGGUGGUACGUGCCUAAGAGGUUGCGAGUGCGAGCUUUGGCGCUCGUGAACAUUCGGAAGUCCCCCGGGGUGCAGGAGUUAGACGCGAUGAUGCGGGGCGGGUCGCAGGCGCGGUGGGGGAACGAGAUGGGGUAUGUCAUGCUGCCCCUGCCGGUGGACCAGGUCCGCGACCCGUUGGUGCGUGUCCGGAUGGUGCGACGCGAGACGGCGAUGGCAAAGAACUCCAUCGAGGCGUGGUUCACGGCGUGGAACGGCGUCCAGAUCCUAAACAGUUUCGGCCCCUCGGCGGCCGUUUUCGCGACCAAACGUACGAUCGUCCAAACGUCCAUUUCGCUGUCUAACGUGGUAGGCCCUGCCGAGCCCGUGACGCUGGCGGGCGUCCCUGUGACCACGCUCACGCCCACAGUGGUGGGCACGUCACAAGGCCUCAUCGUUCAUUUUGUUAGCUACCGGGGCAAGGUCAAGUUCAUCGCGUGUUCGAUCAAGGAGGUUGUUCCAGAUCCGGAAGUGCUUUGCCAGUUUUGCGUUGAUGCUCUUGAGGAGAUGCUGGAGAGAAUCUCUUUCAAAAAGUUGGCGUAGAGUGAUCGUGGACACGGAAGGGAGAAGGCGACGGAAUGAAUUGGAGCUUCAGUGGACCCAGUCCGAGUUCGCAAAUAGGCGGAUCUUUUGGCAGCGUUACAUGGUUCUUAUGAAGUCAUAAAAAUCCGCACAGC